GAUCAAGCAUCGGUAUCCAUCGUGUUGGACAGCUGCGGACAUAAUGGAUACAUGCACCGUGCACCUUCCAUUUGGAACUGGCUCAAGCGUACAGGAUUCGAACUGAAUACAAACAAUUACAAUUCUUAUAUCGAGUGCCUUUGCCGUAUACCUGGAAGAGUAGGAUGGGAUCGUGCGCUUAGCCUGAUGAAGGAGGACAUGCGCGCUCCUGGAGAUGAGAUAUCCGAUAAACCUUUGAUAGAAGAAAAAACAUUCAAUACCCUAAUCAGUUUUGCAAAGAAGAAGCAAUUUGAAGAAGCAGAAAUCAAGAAAUUAGAAGCCUGGAAAGAACAAUGCAUAAAAUAA
Rhizopus microsporus ATCC 52813 is the source of this 345-nucleotide messenger RNA. RefSeq lists its product as uncharacterized. Gene Ontology annotation, molecular function: protein binding. The record is from RefSeq and is a predicted model, not a curated record. The annotation marks the transcript as partial. NCBI's taxonomy places the organism in Eukaryota, Fungi, Mucoromycota, Mucoromycetes, Mucorales, Rhizopodaceae. The transcript has a single exon.